This is a messenger RNA of Phlebotomus papatasi, 2270 nucleotides long. RefSeq names its product protein disulfide-isomerase A5. NCBI's taxonomy places the organism in Eukaryota, Metazoa, Arthropoda, Insecta, Diptera, Psychodidae. The transcript has 7 exons. Gene Ontology annotation, cellular component: endoplasmic reticulum. Bases 125 to 2032 code for a protein of 635 amino acids. Gene Ontology annotation, molecular function: protein disulfide isomerase activity. Gene Ontology annotation, biological process: protein folding. The record is from RefSeq and is a predicted model, not a curated record.
ACAUAACCUCACAUUUUGCAGAGGGAGAGAAACGUCAUCAAAGACCGGGCAGAAAAUUCCGUGGGAGGAAAAGGUGUGAAAUGCUCUGUAAAUAAGUGCUGAAAAAUUAGUUUUACUGCUGAAAAUGAAGUUUUAUCUCAUAUUUUCUCUGCUUCUGCUUUCGACUCUCUCAUCUGGAAAGAUUGGCUCUAAAUCUGCUGUUGUGGAUGAUAUCGCGGACAUCAAGGACUUCAAGAAGCUUCUGAGGACAAAGAAUAACGUCCUGGUACUGUUUUUGGCCUCCACAAAGGACAAUCAGCCGACUAUUAAGGUGUUCCGGGAGGCUGCUGAAGUCAUCAAAGGUCAAGGAACUUUGGCGCUCUUCGACUGCUCAAACAGUGAAGUGAAAAAGAUUUGUAAAAAAUUCAAAGUCAGCCCCGAUCCAUUUGUGCUCAAGCACUUCAAAGAUGGGGAAUUCCACAAAGAUUAUGACCGAAAGCUGGCGGUCAAUAGCUUUGUGAAUUUCAUGAGAGAUCCAGCUGGAGAUCUUCCCUGGGAAGAGGAUCCUGUGGGAGCUGAUGUUCUUCACGUUCCGGAUGCAAAUAAUCUCGAAAAGUUCCUCAGGAAGGAGACAAAACCCGUCCUUGUCAUGUUCUAUGCUCCGUGGUGCGGCUAUUGCAAAUCUCUGAAGCCUGAGUAUUCUGCAGCUGCCACGGAGCUCAAAGACAGGUUCGUCCUUGCGGCAAUUGAUGUCAAUCGUCCGGAGAAUUCUGUCAUCCGGAAGCUAUACAACAUUACGGGAUUCCCGACGCUUUUGUACUACGAGGGAGGAAAAAUGCGUCAUACUUUCGAGGGGGAUAACAACAAAGCAGGAAUAAUUUCUUUCAUGGAGAAUCCCAUGAAGAAGACAGUCCAGAAAGUGGCAGAACCCGAUUGGGCCAGUGAAACUAGCUCAGAAAUUGUCCAUCUAACGGCAAAAUCCUUCGAACCGGCUCUUAAGGAUGAAAAAUCCGUAAUGGUGAUGUUCUAUGCCAGUUGGUGUGGACAUUGCAAGAAGAUGAAGCCUGAGUACGAGAAGGCAGCAGAGAUUAUGAAGGAUGAGAACAUUGCGGGUGUUCUGGCGGCUGUGGAUGCUCCAAAGGAGGGAGCUCUGGCCUCUAAAUACGGAAUUAAUGGCUAUCCUACUGUGAAAUUCUUUGAAUUCGGAGAAUUUAAAUAUGAUCUCAAAGUACGUCAGGCUAAUGAGAUUGUGGCCUUUAUGCGAGAUCCCAAGGAACCACCUCCACCUCCGCCCCCGGAAGCUCCGUGGGAAGAUCAGCCCUCAGAAGUUAUUCAUCUCACUGACGACACCUUCAAGACUGUGCUGAAGAAGAAAAAGAAUGUCCUGGUGAUGUUCUAUGCUCCUUGGUGUGGUCAUUGCAAAGCUGCCAAACCGGAAUUUGUAAAGGCUGCUGAACAGUUCAAGGAUGAUCCUAAAUAUGAACUUGCAGCUAUUGACUGUACGAAGCACAAAGAGACUUGUUCAGCCCACAAUGUCAAGGGAUAUCCUACGAUCAAGUAUUUCAGUUACCUCAAGACUGUCAAGGAGUACAUGGGACUAUCGAGGAAGGAGAAGGACUUUGUAAAUUUCCUCAAAGCCGGUGGAGAAUCGGAGAAGAAGAAGGAGGAGUCUCCGGAAGAAGCAUUUGAGAAAUUCCCAGGAUCUCAGCAUAUUAUUCAUCUAAAUGAUGAUAAUUUCGACAAAAUCAUUGCGGAGCACAAGAAAGUCUUUGUCUUCUUCUAUGCUUCAUGGUGUGGACACUGCAAAGUGGUGAAGCCGGUAAUUUCAGAAAUUGCUGAAGACAUGUCCAGGAAGGAGGAUGGAGCGAAAGUGGCUGCAAUUGAAGCCUCUGUGAAUGCCAAUGUUGCCAAAAGGUUUAAGAUUGAAGGAUUCCCCAGAUUCAAUAUGUUCAUCGAUGGACAGGUUGUGAGUGAGUACAAGGGGGAGAGAUCUCGAACGGGCUUCACGGAAUACAUCAUGAGGGAUGGCCAAAGUGCAAAGGAAGAGCUUUAAUAGCAUUUUAUUUGUAAAAAAACAAAACCAAUAUUUUUGUUGACUCUCAAUUCUCAAUCUUAUUUACCAACUCCGUGUUCUGUAAAGUAUUUUUUUUCCUUUUUCUUCUGCAAUUUCCUUUGGCAUUCCACGAGGAGGUGUUAUUUCUUCCAUGAAGUGAACAAAAUUUCUAAAAUACUCUCGGAAAAAUAGAAGAAAAGAUGUAUUUUUUGUAAUAAAGAUGAAUUUUGCAAGAAAA